Molecule: messenger RNA, 408 nt
Organism: Brachypodium distachyon (stiff brome)
Lineage: Eukaryota; Viridiplantae; Streptophyta; Magnoliopsida; Poales; Poaceae
Product: BTB/POZ and MATH domain-containing protein 1-like
Exons: 1
Coding region: 1-408 (135 amino acids)
Biological process (GO): protein ubiquitination
Molecular function (GO): protein binding
Source: RefSeq, a predicted model, not a curated record
AUGUCAUGUCAGGGCCAAGGUGGGCAAUUCGAUUUGCGCCAAGUCGUUGCGCCGCCGCCGCCGCCGUUCGAUUUGCGCGGGCAGCUCGCAGAGACCUUUUGGAAAAGUCACGAAGCGGACGUGAAGAUCGAGGUGGCCGGAGAGACGUUCCCCGCGCACCGGACGGUUCUCGAGGACCAAUCCCCCGUCUUCAAGGCGGAGCUCUCCUCAGCAACCGGCGAGAAGACUACGACCAUUGUGUUACGCAUCGAUGGCAUGGACGCCGACGUGUGCAAGGCUCUGCUCCAGUUCAUCUACACGGAGUCAGCGCCGGAGACGGACCAGCUCGAGGCGAUGGCGGGGCGGCUUCUUCUUGCAGCGCGAGAACCUCGACAUGGGCUCCGUGGCUGCAACCCUGGCAUUGGCUGA